Micropterus salmoides (largemouth bass) is the source of this 2936-nucleotide messenger RNA. RefSeq names its product cation/H+ exchanger protein 1 (gene cax1). Gene Ontology annotation, biological process: calcium ion transmembrane transport; intracellular calcium ion homeostasis. Gene Ontology annotation, cellular component: endomembrane system; membrane. Lineage: Eukaryota; Metazoa; Chordata; Actinopteri; Centrarchiformes; Centrarchidae. The transcript is spliced from 20 exons. Gene Ontology annotation, molecular function: calcium:proton antiporter activity. The coding region runs from base 170 to 2584 and encodes 804 amino acids. The record is from RefSeq and is a predicted model, not a curated record.
GUAGCCUGCAGUCGCAGUCCACCCUGCUACUCCAAAGUCUUCCCUCCCCUUCGCUGGGAGUCAGCCUGCCGUGGUGAGCAACCAGUCACUGCAUGGCAGACUUUAUAAAGAGGGGAUAAACCUUCGACGCACAGAUGAUAACAGGAGCGACACCAAAUAAACAGACAAAAUGUCCACCAAAAAGUCUUCGCUGAUGCCAGGUGAUGUGGAGAACCUGCGGAGAAGAUCUGUGGCUGACUCUCACGAGAACUGUCUAGACCCUGAACAGCAUUACCGGUUUCCACAGCGACCUUCCCAAAGUGAUUGGCUCUGCGUUGGCCCCCAGCAUCCAGACCUAGGUGCAGUGGAGACGUUCUCCCCAGAUGCUUCUGCCCACCAUUUCUGCCACUACACUCCGAAAUGUUUCCUCACCAUCAACAGAGGACAUGCCACCUCAGCCCUGUCUACUCAGUCACAAAGUGCCCGGUCUACUCCGUCACGGUAUGGAGAAGAGAGUUGGCAUGAUGGCACCUCAAAGACCACAAUCAGAGCUGAGAAUGAGGUGGAGGCUCACAGGGAGGCCAACAACUACAAGUUUGGCUUCAGGAAGUGGAAGGGCCAUGUGACGGAGAAGCCCAUAGAAGACAGAUCAGACGACAUCAGAGAGCUCUACUCUGAUCUUAGCAUUGUUAAGCCUCGAGAAGGCUCAGUGGUCACCUUUGGGAACAUAAUUUAUGUAUUUUUAUUUGGAUGGUGGAUAUCUUUAAUCUACUUCCUCAUUUGUCCUGUAAUGUUUCUAACAAUCUUCGGUGCUCCCUACGGCAAACUUUGUUUAAAGAUGGCGUGGUACUUUAUUUGGCCAUUUGGGAAGUUGUUAGAAAAGGCCGGUGAUGUAGUUAACAGAUCCACUGUGAGGCCUCCUAAGUGUGAGGUCAUUCCAGAGGAGAGGAACUGUGAAGACAGUAAGGACCUUGUCAGGAACAAGGACUCUGCGCCUCUUCUAAUAUCUUCCCCAAUUGCUAUUGAGAUCCCUGUCCCAGAACCACCGGCUAGAAAAACUUCAAAGCACUGGUGUCGCAUCAGUACUUAUGUUUGGUUGUUACUGGGUUACCCUGUCCUCGCUGUGGUCCACUCCCUGGCCUGUGUGCUCUCCUGGCUGCUGGUCUUCUCUAUACCUGUAUUCAAGAUGAAUGCUUGCACACUGAUCGCUAUCCUCCGCAUGGCACCAGAGGACAUUCAGGUUCACAGACUGGAAAAGAAACUUGGGUGCGAGACCAGAGUCAUCUUAUGCUGUUAUCAAGCAUUCAAUGUGUAUUACUACAAAUACACUGUCCAAGGAGUCAACAUUUUCGCCAUCAAUUCACUUCCCCUUGUAUUAAUGACUCUGAUUGUUGGCUAUACUGACCGUGAACACAAUUACUGUAGUGCGGAGACCAAGUUUGCCACAGCCAUCACUUCAAUCAUUCCUCUGUCCUACUAUAUUGGCAUGGGUAUAGCCAGCAUUUCUGCACAGAGUAACUUUGCAGUGGGAGCUGUGGUGAACGCCACAUUUGGCUCCAUCACGGAGAUGACAUUCUACAUCACAGCACUGCUGCAGGGACACCAUGCUGCAACCAAAUGUUACGAAGAGGUUGUUAAAGCAGCACUCACUGGGACCUUGCUUGGGUCUAUCCUGUUAAUACCUGGUAUCUCUAUGAUCAUUGGGGGCAUUAAACAUAGAGAGCAGCGAUUUAACAGCCGUUCAGCCGGAGUGAGCUCAGCCUUGCUCUUCAUAUCCAUAGGAGGUGUGUUUGCUCCCACCCUCUUCUCGAAGACCUUCGGGAAUCUGGUGUGUGAAAGCUGCACCAAGAUUCCAGGCAAUGCCAGUGUACCCUUCAUCUGCAAGGAUUGUCACUACGACUUGAGUCAUGCUGACCCACAUUUGAUUCUGUCCCAAAUCGAGCCCCUGGUGUACACAGUUUCUGUGCUGCUGCCUGCUGCAUACCUGAUUGGCCUCAUCUUCACACUGAAGACCCACUCCCACAUCUAUGAUAUCCAUAUCAGCGAUGGCCAAGGGGGCCAUGCACAUGGUCAGUACGUACAGGAGGGUACCAGCACCUACCACCCCACUGCAGGUCAUCAUGUAGUCCACUGGUCCCGGUGGAGGGCUCUUGCAGUGCUAAUUGGUGCCACAGUGUUGAUGGCCUGCUGCGCUGACCUCAGCACAGAGAACAUUGAGCCCAUGCUUACUCACUACUCCAUCUCACAGUACUUCAUCGGUGUCACGGUGUUGGCCAUGGUGCCAGAGCUUCCUGAGAUUGUCAAUGGGAUCCAAUUUGCACUGCAGAACAACAUCAGCCUUAGCCUUGAAGUGGGCAGUUGCAUUGCUGUGCAGGUCUGCAUGAUACAGAUCCCACUGCUCGUACUCUUCAAUGCCUUCUAUGAUGUUGGAUUCGUUCUUGUGUUCAGUGAUAUUCAUCUCUGGUCCAGCAUCUUCAGUGUGAUUCUGGUCAACUACAUCUUCAUGGAUGGAAAAUGUGACUACUUUCAGGGCACCGCUCUAGUGGUGGUCUACUUCAUCCUUUUGGCCCUGUACUUCUUUGCUCCUUCUCCACGUGCUUGUUGAUCUUCCUGCCUAGAAAAAUCCUAAGGCUCCAGAAUAUCAUGCCACUAUAAAAAUGCACUAAUCUGUCAUCUUCAGGUGGUGUGGGUUCAGUGGCACAAAAGAUGGAAAAACAAUUGGAUAAGAGUUUUGAAAUUUCACAGUGGAGCUGUAAGUUAAAUAUACAGCUAGUCUGCUUUUUUUGUCAAUGUAUGAUACUGACUUUUUCACUGUUCUGGCUGGCAUAACAAUCUGUGACUUGGGUUUUUUGCUCUUACAUUUAAAUGUAAAUGCUAUGGCUAUUUAUUUUUGGGUCGGCAUCAUUGUUAUAUUUGGUUUAUAUUGGACAUAAUAAAUGCAUCAAUUUAUAAAACGU